AAGACAAUGAAGAAAUGCCACAAGGAAAUUGUGAAAAUCCCGACGCUGCACCAGAUGAAGUAAAGUCCAAGAACGCCAGAAGUGUUACACUCCCCAGUGAGUACACCUAUGCGAGGCCCAACGUCAAGAGAGAACUGAAGAUAUCAGGUAGCCGUUUGGUGACCAGAGCAGCAACAAUGAUGGCACAACAAGACGACACAGGCAGAAAACCAAAUGACGAGAACGAUGAGAAUCCAUAUGGUUUACCAGAUGAGAACAAAACGAAGACGACUCGCAAUGCUCCUCCAUCACUACCUCCACCAAAUGCACAAGAUUCUCGCACCCAACCAGAACAACACGAUCAGUCUAACGCAGACAGAUCUGCCGGUAAAAGUGAUUCAUCUAUCUCUCCCAACCAUUUCACUACAGUAAAAGACACAUACGCUGUUGCCAAUAAACAAUCUAAGAAGAAAAAGUCGACCGUGUCACACAUGUCAGUUGGUGACAGUGAAUACGCUGUUGCCAACAUACAAGCAAAAAAGAAACAGUCGACAGUCUCACAUAUGUCAGUUGGUGACAGUGAAUAUGCUGUAUCGAGCAAGCGACCAUCAGGAAGUCCAAAAUCAAACCGAAAACCUGCAGUCGCAUCCGAACCAAAGCAUUACCAGACGGAAGGGACCGAAUAUACUGUAUCCGCAAAGUCUCGAUCUUUGCCUCGCGAUGCAAUGAAUGCAACUGCUUCAUCGGUUCAAAAGAAAGGAAAGUCUGACGUGAAGUAUACAGACGUGGAGAUUAUACCGUCGGGAAACGAAGCGACACGUGACGUCUGAAGAAAACGUGGAGUACGCCACUAUUG
This is a messenger RNA of Corticium candelabrum, 835 nucleotides long. RefSeq lists its product as uncharacterized. The record is from RefSeq and is a predicted model, not a curated record. Bases 15 to 809 code for a protein of 264 amino acids. NCBI's taxonomy places the organism in Eukaryota, Metazoa, Porifera, Homoscleromorpha, Homosclerophorida, Plakinidae. The transcript is spliced from 2 exons.